GCAGGGGGCGGUAGCGCGGCGGCGGCGGCAGGCGGCGGGAGGCGCCCGGGCCGCUGGAAGAUGGCGGUGCGGAAGAAGGACGGCGGCCCCAACGUCAAGUACUACGAGGCCUCGGACACCGUCAGCCAGUUCGACAACGUCCGCCUCUGGCUCGGCAAGAACUACAAGAAGUACAUCCAGGCCGAGCCCCCCACCAACAAGUCGCUGUCGAGCCUGGUGGUGCAGCUGCUGCAGUUCCAGGAGGAGGUCUUCGGCAAGCACGUCAGCAACGCGCCCCUCACCAAGCUCCCGAUCAAAUGCUUCCUGGACUUCAAGGCAGGAGGAGCUCUGUGCCACAUCCUGGCAGCUGCUUAUAAGUUCAAGAGCGACCAAGGAUGGCGGCGUUUCGAUUUCCAGAAUCCCUCCCGCAUGGAUCGCAACGUGGAGAUGUUCAUGACCAUAGAGAAGUCCCUGGUGCAGAACAACUGCCUGGCCCGGCCCAACAUCUUCCUGCACCAGGAGAUCGAACCCAAGCUGCUGAGCAAGCUGAAGGACAUCGUGAAGAGGCACCAGGGCACAGUGACCGAGGACAAGAGCAACGCUUCCCACAUCGUCUGCCCUGUCCCCGGGAACCUGGAGGAAGAGGAGUGGGUCCGGCCGGUGAUGAAGCGCGACAAGCAGGUCCUGCUGCACUGGGGCUACUACCCUGACAGCUACGACACCUGGAUCCCUGCCAGCGAGAUCGAGGCCUCCGUGGAGGAGGCUCCGACGCCGGAGAAGCCUCGGAAGGUGCAUGCCAAGUGGAUCCUGGACACCGACACCUUCAACGAGUGGAUGAAUGAGGAAGACUACGAAGUGAGCGACGAGAAGAGCCCCGCGGCGCGCAGGAAGAAGAUCUCGGCCAAGACCCUGACAGAUGAGGUGAACAGCCCUGACUCCGACCGCCGCGACAAGAAGGGAGGCAACUACAAGAAGCGGAAGCGGUCGCCCUCCCCCUCGCCCACCCCCGAGGCCAAGAAGAAGAAUGCCAAGAAAGGACCUUCCACCCCCUACAACAAGUCCAAGCGCGGGCACCGGGAGGAGGAGCAGGAGGACCUGACCAAGGACAUGGAUGAGCCUUCCCCUGUGCCCAACGUGGAGGAGGUGACCUUGCCCAAGACAGUCAACACCAAGAAGGACUCAGAGUCUGCGCCCGUCAAGGGUGGCACCAUGACAGACCUGGACGAGCAGGAGGAUGAGAGCAUGGAGACAGCUGGCAAGGACGAGGAGGAGAAUGGCACUGGGAGCAAGGGGGAGCAGGCCAAGAACCCUGAGCUGCACGAGGACAACGUCACGGAGCAGACUCACCACAUCAUCAUCCCCAGCUACGCGGCCUGGUUCGACUACAACAGCGUCCACGCCAUCGAGCGCCGCGCCCUGCCCGAGUUCUUCAACGGCAAGAACAAGUCCAAGACCCCCGAAAUCUACCUGGCCUACCGCAACUUCAUGAUCGACACGUACCGCCUGAACCCGCAGGAGUACCUCACCUCCACCGCCUGCCGCCGCAACCUGGCCGGCGACGUCUGCGCCAUCAUGCGGGUCCACGCCUUCCUGGAGCAGUGGGGGCUCAUCAACUACCAGGUGGACGCCGAGAGCCGCCCCACCCCCAUGGGCCCCCCCCCGACCUCCCACUUCCACGUGCUGGCUGACACCCCCUCGGGGCUGGUGCCGCUGCAGCCCAAGACCCCCCAGGGCCGGCAGAGCGACGGCGACGCCAAGACCGGGCGCAAGAGCAAGGAGCUGGAGGAGCUGGGCACCGAGCCGGUGAAGGGCAAGCUGGAGCUGCAGACUUCGGCCUCGCAGCAGAUGCUGAGCUUCCCCGAGAAGGGCAAGGAGAAGCCUGCAGACAUGCAGAACUUUGGCCUGAGGACUGAUAUGUACACCAAGAAGAAUGUCCCCUCCAAGAGCAAGGCGGCUGCCAGCGCCACGCGGGAGUGGACGGAGCAGGAGACCCUGCUGCUGCUGGAGGCCCUGGAGAUGUACAAGGACGACUGGAACAAGGUGUCGGAGCACGUGGGCAGCCGGACCCAGGACGAGUGCAUCCUGCACUUCCUCAGGCUGCCCAUCGAGGAUCCCUACCUGGAGGACUCCGAGGCCUCCCUGGGGCCCUUGGCCUACCAGCCCAUCCCCUUCAGCCAGUCUGGCAACCCUGUGAUGAGCACCGUGGCCUUCCUGGCCUCCGUGGUCGACCCUCGCGUGGCCUCUGCCGCCGCCAAGUCCGCCCUGGAGGAGUUCUCCAAGAUGAAGGAGGAGGUGCCCACGGCGCUGGUGGAGGCUCACGUCCGGAAGGUGGAGGAGGCAGCCAAGGUGACCGGCAGGGCCGACCCUGCCUUCGGGCUGGAGAGCAGCGGCAUCGCCGGCACCGCCUCCGACGAGCCCGAGCGCAUCGAGGAGAGCGGCGCCGAGGAGGCUCGGGCGGAGGCGCAGCCCAGCGAGGAGAAGAAGGAGGUGAAGGAGCCCCGGGAUGGUGCCAGCGAGGAGGAGGGGAAGGAGAAGCCUGGGGAGACCCCCAAGAAGGAGGAGGAGAAGGGGAAGGAGGUGGAGAGCGAGAAGGAGCCGGACAAGGGUGACAGCGACGGCAACGGGGAGCCAGAGAAGGAGAAGGAGGCCAAGGAGGGGCCGGAGGAAGCGGCCAAGGAGGCUUCAGAGCCCGAGGCUGAGCGCAAGGCCAAGGUGGAGAGGGACAUCGGGGAGGGGAACCUGUCCACCGCUGCCGCCGCAGCCCUGGCUGCUGCUGCUGUCAAGGCCAAGCACCUGGCGGCGGUGGAGGAGCGCAAGAUCAAGUCCUUGGUGGCCCUGCUGGUGGAGACCCAGAUGAAGAAGCUGGAGAUCAAACUGCGACACUUCGAGGAGCUGGAGACCAUCAUGGACAGGGAGAGAGAGGCUGAGGGUGCCCCCCCCCGCCCCGGUGCCGGUGUCCGGUGUGGGCUGGCGGGGGGCGGAGCGGCGGCCGCCGGUGCCGGGCGGGAGCCGAACGGGAACCGGCGAAACAUUUCCGUGAGCAGCUUCCCUGGCACCAAGCUGGCAUCGCGCACGGGGACGUGGGCAUCAGCCCUGGCACGGCCAGAUCCGCGGCUGCUGGGGGGCACGGACCCCGCCCCCCCGCCCCCCAAAGGCACUGAACGGCGGGGAGGGGGCGGGGGGGGGGCGGAGGAGGCCUCGGCCCCGGAGCUGGCUGCAGAGGUUCCAGGAGGCUUUGGUGGCAUCGGUGCCGGUGGCAAGGCCCCAGCGGUGCCAGGAGCCCGGCGCCAGGGGCCCUUAAGUGCUUGGGCGCCAGGUGGGGUGGCUGGAGGUUGGCACGGCUGGGGGUUGGCACGGCGGGGGGGGAGUUGGGUGGCACCGCUGGGAUUUGACUUCCCCGGGGCUCGGCGCUGCCGGGGUUUUGGCAUCGCCAGGGGCUGGCAUCGCCAGGCUGGCACCACGUCCUCGCCCUGGUCCUUGUAA
Molecule: messenger RNA, 3462 nt
Organism: Dryobates pubescens (Downy woodpecker)
Lineage: Eukaryota; Metazoa; Chordata; Aves; Piciformes; Picidae
Gene: SMARCC2
Product: SWI/SNF related, matrix associated, actin dependent regulator of chromatin subfamily c member 2
Exons: 27
Coding region: 61-3462 (1133 amino acids)
Biological process (GO): positive regulation of DNA-templated transcription
Cellular component (GO): SWI/SNF complex; npBAF complex; nBAF complex
Molecular function (GO): nucleosomal DNA binding; histone binding
Source: RefSeq, a predicted model, not a curated record